AUGGAUUCUUUUUUUAUUUAUUUUAUACAUUUUGCGUUGUUUUUAUCACAAUCGGUACUCUGUUCGGAGGUUUUGCUCUUUAUAAGAACUUGUACCCUACGAAACCAGAAACUUUAUUUGCCAACGAGAUGGUCCGAUUCCGGAAUGAUGAUACUGGAUCGGUGGUCACUAUUGAGAACUGAUACCUUUGGAUCGUUUCGAUACUUCUUUGCCUUUUUCCUGAGCCGACUGUAUCUGAGUGUUCCAAGACUUAUUUCAAGAAUGAAUCGACUUGCUCAGGAAAUUUUGAAUGUGUCAAUGGUGGUUGUUGGAUCCAGAGAAUCAGAGAGGACCGACGAGAGAUCUUAUUUGGCUGACGUUGGUCAAGGAUUUUUAAUCAAAUGGGACGAAAGUUGCUAUUCAAAUACAGACGCACCACAUUACAUUUUUAAUCGAGAAAUCUUGGAUCCGUACUAUUGUGGUCCACAUCUUCGUUAUAUUGGAAACGAAGUAGUGACAGUUCAAAAAGAAAAACGUGCCAAAUCUCAGUUCUAUUGUCGAUAUCACAUGGUCCCGUUGAAUUCAAAUAUUACCUCUGAAACGAUUUAUGUUAUUUCUGGAACUAGUAACACCUUUGAUGUUUUUGACGGAAAUAAUGAGCGAUAUAAAAUAACAGGACAAAUUGUUUCCCGGGAUUAUUGGAAGUAUGUUGACUUUGAAAAACAAUACAGCGGAACUUAUUGGCAAGGAGCAGACUUGGAAUAUAUAUAUGCAAUCACCACAAAACGAUCAUGCGUUUGCCAAGAUGAACCUGUUGAAGUGUCAAAUGGACAAGUAAUCCAUAUUCAAUCGCCUGGUUUUCCUGAUUUCAUGUGCCCAUCAUCUAAAUGCGAAAAACGCGUUACAUUUUCCAAAUACAAUGGUUCCGACGAAUAUAUUCAACGAGCUUUGGUAACACUGGAAGCUCGAGCAAAAACCGGAACUAAUUUCAGUCUGGUUUCCACAAACUUCGAUGUUCGCUUCGACAAUGACAUAUAUUCAACAGUUUUCACUAAUUUUCUCCUUGAACCAGUAGAUAUGAAAGUUGAGCAUAGCACCCAGCUAAAUUUAUAUCAUGGGCCAGAAGGCCAUUUCAACAUGACAAUUCGAAGCAUACAAAUCAGAAAAGAUUGUGCCUGUUCGCUUUUUAAGCAGAAGAAAUAUGACAAGCAAGAGCACAAAAUUAAAAUCAAAAUUCCUGCUCACUGUGAGUUGAUAUUCUGUGAUUGGACGAUCGCAUCAGGCGGAAAAAAGGAGAUGACGGUGAAAAUCGAUAAUGGGAAAGAAAAUGACGAAGUUCAUAUAUGGAAUCAAAAUUCGAUGGAGAAAUACAAUUCAACUCAAUUGAAGCAGCCAAGAAAGUUGUACUUGACUACAUGCAGUGACACUCACGUCUCUUUUCGGAGAAACACUUCUGGAGUCUUGCAACAAAAUUUUCCAUCAUUGGUCACAGUUUCAUGGAUCACUGCUUCAGAUACAAUGUGUUAUAAACAGUCAAAUGUUUCAUUAACAACCACCCCUCAGGCAUUCAUAUCUCCUAACUACCCAUUACCAUACAACUUCUUUGGUACAUGCCAAACACUACUCGUGGCUCCUGACAAUCACUAUAUCAAAUUGAACGUCAGCGAUUUUGAUGUGGAAAACAUACAUGAUCAUGUCAGCUUCUAUGAUGGAAACAAUACGUCUAGUGAGUUCCUCUUGGAACAACUAACUGGAACUCAUCAGGCAUUAACACUUUCAUCUAGCUGCAACAUGAUGACUGUAAACUUCUUUUCUGACGGCUCUCAUGGCCGACGUGGAUACCAUUUUAUCGCGUUUGCAGUAGCCAACCCUACUCCCAAAUCUACAGAAGUUGCGAUGCCUACAAUGGAAGAAACUAGUUCUAACAAACUUGGAAAGCUAACUCAAAUAAUGGACCACCUCCAAUCUAAUGACUCCUUUGUUGACCCAUUCUGGCUCAUCGAAUCUGAAAACGCGACCACUUCAGGAACAGACAACCUGCAAAAUUCAGGUUCCAAACAUGGAUUCUUUUUUUAUUUAUUUUAUACAUUUUGCGUUGUUUUUAUCACAAUCGGUACUCUGUUCGGAGGUUUUGCUCUUUAUAAGAACUUGUACCCUAAGAAACCAGAAACUUCAUUUGCCAACGAGAUGGUCCGAUUCCGGAAUGAUGAUACUGGAUCGGUGGUCACUAUUGAGAACUGA
This is a messenger RNA of Caenorhabditis briggsae, 2220 nucleotides long. Lineage: Eukaryota; Metazoa; Nematoda; Chromadorea; Rhabditida; Rhabditidae. The transcript has 16 exons. The record is from RefSeq and is a predicted model, not a curated record. The coding region runs from base 1 to 2220 and encodes 739 amino acids.